AUGACCUCCUGGGAUCAGAGAAUUUCCUCUUUUUUAUUGAGUCCAACUCAGUUUUUGUCCUGCACCACCUCUGAGAGUUUUUUAGCUGAACUUCUUGACAAACUGAGGGAUGACAAAGCAAAUGACAGUAAGAAGAUACUCCUGCUGUCUGUAUUAUUGGAGCAUCCCACGGUCCUUUGCCCGACCACGUCAGCGGGAGAGGAGACAGCGCAGGAGCUCGUGUCGAUUCUCAACUUUACUCCACAGAAAUCCUUCAGUCUAAAGUGCCACCUCAUGCUGGCUAUCACCAAUGUUUUGAUAUGCACAUUGUGCCUGGCCAACCGAACGAAAGUCGCUGAGGACUAUUUGAACUUUCUGUUUAUGUUGAUUCAGGACACAAACGAUAACGCGGGUGGUCCGACUCUCCACUCAGUCCGAGCCACCGCUUGCGAAAGUCUUAGGGAAAUGGAGAACUGCCAACCGGGCCUUCUGUCACAAAAGCUAGAGGCUCUUUAUUAUUUUAAGCAGCAGGAAACCACCGUUCUGCAUCAGUCGUACUGCACCCUCUAUACACAGGCUCUCAAGAACGCAAUCCAGCUUUUGACCCAACAAAAAGAUGUGGAUAAUGCUAAGCUUAGGAGCGUCUUAGCCGGAAACGAAGGCUUUGCGUGGAAAUCUGCCAGGUUUGGAAAGUCCAUGCUGUCUAUAAGCAUGGCGCAAGUUCCACAGCUGCCGACGACGCUGGAUUUCAAAGAGCUGAAGUCCAUAAUGUCCUUGCUCUUGGAGGAGUCCUAUUUGAUGACAUCUCCCUCGCAGGCCGCCUUGCUCCGAGGACUUGUAGAGAUGGUGGCGAUGGUACCAGGCAUCUCUCCGGCCAUAUUCAAGUCUCAGUUGCUCAGGCUUUUCGGAACGACCGAGGUGGAGCUGAUGCACGCCACACUGUUUAUGAAAGGUACGUUCACUGAUAGCCUCUUCACUGCCGAGGAUGAACAUUUCUUGCUCAAGCGUCUUGUAGGAAUGGCGCAACAUCCCCUACUGAGAACUCCCGAGAAGCUCUUUUACAUGGACUGCAUUCUUCACUUUCCCGAGAACAGACCGAUCUCUAGCAGUGGAGAGGAGUGCUUGCCUGUCCUCAUCACGCCUCAGCUUACUCUAUUCCUCUUCCCUACUGUGUUCAACGACAGCACCACAAUGCUUUGUAGACUAAACCUUCUCUGCCUGGUACACCUCGAGGCAAAUGAAGAAGAGGAUGGCCAAGGUCUGGGAUAUUUGAUCAAUCAUGUGAUGGCUCUGCUCAGAAUUGUAGACAAUCACGGCAGCAGGGAAAUGGUAGUGACAUCUUUCAAAGCGAUUUUCAUUUUCCUCCUGCACUUCAACCACAUGGAGAACCUUUCCGAAAAAAUUGUCCACCGGUUACGUGAGCUGUAUUCCAGAAACUGUCACCUUGCGCCAAAUCUGAUCAAUCUCACUGAUCGAAUCCAGGAACACUUAGAGGAUUCGCUUUGGUCGGUCCGGUUGUUGAAAGCUCUUCAAUUGUGCAUUGUGGAAAUGCCUCCUUUGCAACUCACCCUUCAGAGUUUGGGUUGGCAUCUUAAAAUCUUGGCUCGAGUGGCACAGGAGAGUCAGAUCACCCAGAGAAGUACCAUCUGCUUCCUUCUCGACAUCCUUGUCAAUUCCAACCUUUGUGAAAGGAGGAGCUGGCACGUCGGCACUGCCAUUCUGGCGGUAUGCCGCAACUUGCUCCAGCAUCCGACGCUGAAUCAGAUGUUCAUUGAACUGGCGGAUCUCCUGCAGCACAUGUCCAGACACUAUGAGGACAGAGACAUUCAAGACCACGCUCGGUUCUACUACACCCUUCUUACCAACUUGUCCUGGGAAAAACUUGCUGGCAUCCUCGCCAAAGCCCCCAUAGGAGGACAGACAAAAGUCCGAUCGUUGUCAGCCAUCACUGCAAGUGAAGACCUUGGCAGUUGUUUGACAGUUCUUCAGACUGAGAGUUGUGUCCUUCAGCUUACAAAGAUUCACAAAAAUGGCUCUCAGGAUGCAGUUCCAAGUACAGAAGUCCUGACUGAGAAGGACUUGUAUGAGGUUUACCAAGAGCAACUCAAAACCCCAGGCUUUGCCUCAGAGGUCACUUUGAGGUACACCCUGACUCACGCAAAUGCUACGGAUCCUAGAUUCGAUCGAAUCUUCACCAUAUGCCUGCAUUUUGACGUCAACACGUCGCACUAUGCAAAAGUGAACGACAUCUAUGUACCGUGCCUUUUCAGAGACAGGAAGCCGCAUCAAGUCAGCGUGACGCUGAAGCCGUAUCACCCGUACCCAACGAGUUUACAAGUGAGCGCCAUUUUCACUACGGAAGACGGCCAGUCUUGGCACACUCAUCUCCCCAAUGUUAAAGUGUCGUUCCCUGAGAUAUUUCUGCCCGUGCCUUUACCGCUAGGUACAUCACUUCAGCGCAAAGAGGAUGUGUUUGAUCGGAUUUGGGACUCUAUAUCCUCAGGGGAACCUAGCACUUCAGAGACGAGCCUGUUUUGUUUUAAGACUGGAAGUGACACUCUAGCGGAUCUGAUUACGAAGAAUUUCCAGGGCUAUGUGAUUUCACAAGAACUAAAUGUGUGGAAGGUCCUAUUUUUCCUUCCACCUCUUUUUCACGUUUUAUUGACGAUCAGAGAGGGUGAGGACGCUGUUCAAGUCAGCAUUGCAACAGACAACUGGGAACUGCUGCCUCAUGUCAACUCCUACUUACAAAACAUAACAGCACAGUGUAACACAACAACUGAUGACAGCUGAUGAGUUGAGGACCCGUUCUGGGAUACGCUGUUAGGCAUGUGCUGAAUUUUAAUUGAAUUAAUUGAAUAUGCAUUUUUAUCAUGUUUGUAUUACAAUUGAUUGCAUUGAAUUAUAUUUUGAUGUGUUUGCUUCAAAGGUAGCUACAUACAAAACUAUGUAAAGUCCAGAAUUAUGUAUAUUGAAGUAAAUAACUGAAACUGCUG
This is a messenger RNA of Pangasianodon hypophthalmus (striped catfish), 2975 nucleotides long. RefSeq names its product adaptor related protein complex 5 subunit beta 1 (gene ap5b1). Gene Ontology annotation, biological process: endosomal transport. The record is from RefSeq and is a predicted model, not a curated record. The coding region runs from base 1 to 2772 and encodes 923 amino acids. Lineage: Eukaryota; Metazoa; Chordata; Actinopteri; Siluriformes; Pangasiidae. Gene Ontology annotation, cellular component: lysosomal membrane; AP-type membrane coat adaptor complex. The transcript is spliced from 2 exons.